Messenger RNA from Nicrophorus vespilloides, 1420 nucleotides. RefSeq lists its product as uncharacterized. Bases 308 to 1072 code for a protein of 254 amino acids. Lineage: Eukaryota; Metazoa; Arthropoda; Insecta; Coleoptera; Silphidae. The transcript is spliced from 2 exons. The record is from RefSeq and is a predicted model, not a curated record.
GACAGGCAAUUAGCGAUUUUAUUAUUGUUAUUAGUUGAUGGUCGACGGUGGUUGUGGUUGUAUUGUAGAUUGCAGAUGUUUAACUCUUGUGGAUUGAUGGGCGCAUCAAGUGAUCACUUUCGGAAACAAAAGCGAAAACAAAAUUUAUUAUCACUUGCGUCACGUCACAUUUAAUUUUUUUUUUUAAACAUAUAUUCACGCACUUUCUGGGGACGCGUUUUUUCAUCCGAUCCGGUUAUUUCGUUGUGAUUUUAUUGUGAUAUCGAGACGAUUCUUUUGGAGCGGAGUGGAUCCAGUGGGGAAAUUGAUGUUAAUUGGUGAGAACGAUGUCUACUACAAUUUUGGAGCCGCCCAUCAGAGUUUUCAAAUUCACCGAGGGGUGCGUAUCAACAUUACACGAUUUAUCCAUUUAUUUCUUUCGAUUACGUCUUUUUGUUUUGUAGGUUCAGCACUUCGUCGACGCCCAGGAAUAGAACGGCCGAAGGAGGAUUGUAAGUUGGACGCGCAUAGUUGUGUCUGUAGAUUGUAUUUGUUUUAUGAUGAGAUGUUUGGUAGGAGCAGCAGCAGCAGGAUAGAAUCGACGAGGAGCACGCCCAGACAGGGGAAGCAGUCCCGCUACGAGGUGCCCCAGUUGAGCUUCGAUCUGCAGCUGGAGAAUCUGCUCAAGAUGCACGACACCAUCGAGUCGGUGGUGAUGACGCUGCGCGAACCCAUCGCCGACAUCCAGGAGAAGCGCGGCAUCUCCAGGAAUCAGCACUUCUCGUUCAUCGAUCUCAUGACCGCCAUGUUCAACCACACCUACUACGCAUGCAUGGCCAUCGUCACCAUGGUGAUUGGUUUGAUGCCGCUGGUGGAGGGGUUCCUGCUGCUCGUGCGCUUCGUGCUGGACAAGGUGCUCGAAAUCAACGACACGGAAAACAUGUGCGAGAAGAUCUUCAAAAGUGUCAUCUUCCUCGGAGAACUCAUCAUCAUAUUCAUAUUCGUGACUAUUGUAUUGACGGUCGUGUUGCUACCGGUUUAUCAUUUGGUCCGAUACGUUUUACACAAGGGUUGGGCGAUCAUGAGGUACUAGGGCUACCGCUGCGCCCUUCCACCAAAGGGCACGAAUUCGCGAUUAUUUAUACCCGCAUUUCAGCUGGCUUUUACUGUAAAUUAUGUGCAAUCAUUUAACUUUUUGGUAUUUUUCGACGGACUUUUGUAAAUUAAACUAAUCAAAUAACAAUAAUUCCAUCUAUUCCUAUUAUCUAAAACUCCAUUAUUUAAGCGCAACACUAGCGCGCUCAAUUAAGUUUAAAAAAAUGCAAAUUUUCAAUUAACAUAGGCAACCAUAUAUACACUUUUUACUUGAUAAGAUUAAAUUUCUCGACAACCCCUUAAGAUAAUUACAUCACCGACCACUCGUAUGAAAGCUGAUUAACUC